AUGGAGGAAGAUUUGAAGAAGCAAGGCGAGGCCAUUGAAGACAAUAGGAGAGCGAUACACUUUACCAAAGUUUCUACCAAGGAGAUGGACAAUCACUUAGAUGAGAAGAUCACAAGUCUUGAUAACAACCUCGAUGGCACCACCAAGAGUCUCAAUUCAAUAACAGCAGUAGCUCAUCAAGCUAAGAGGGAGGUAGCCGAAGUGACACUAAAGGAGAGGCAAUGUUACUCGACGAUGCUUACAUUGGUGGAAGGGCAAAAACAAGUGAAGGCACAAAUCCGAGAUUUACACAUCUCUCUAGACAAGAGGAGCCAAGAUAUUCAAAGAAGAGCUAGAGGGCUUGAAGACAAAGUAGAUGGAGUCUCCAAGGAAGUCAAGGAUUUAACCACUCGCUUAGCCAACUUGGAAGAGAAGGUCUUGACCGAGGCAAAGACGACCGUUCCUAAGCACAACCAUGCCGCGCCCGUCUUUACUAUAAGAGAGACCGACCCAAGAGUGAUUUGGGAUGAAGAAGAAAGUAGAGCUGAUCAAGAAAGAGCCACAAGGCUAACCACUGGAACAAGAGAAAGAUAG
This is a messenger RNA of Microthlaspi erraticum, 573 nucleotides long. Lineage: Eukaryota; Viridiplantae; Streptophyta; Magnoliopsida; Brassicales; Brassicaceae. The record is from the annotation of a GenBank genome assembly.